CAAAUUAACCUAAUCGAACGCGUCUGCUCACCGGCUCUUCGUCUACCUAGUCACCGCGGCUUCUUCCGUGCGUGAUUGUUUCGAAUCCCAUCGGCGAUUGCGAGGCGAUUCGUUUCGAUCCAAUCGAAGCUCUUCUUCUUCCCCUCCGCUCCCAUGGCAACGAUCGGUAAAAACAGCAUUAACGCCAAGCUCGUCUUGCUGGGCGACAUGGGCGCCGGGAAGUCGAGCCUCGUUCUUCGAUUCGUCAAGGGUCAAUUCCUUGAAUUCCAGGAGUCCACGAUCGGGGCGGCCUUUUUCUCACAGACGUUGGCGGUGAGCGAUGCCACAGUAAAGCUUGAGAUUUGGGACACCGCGGGACAGGAGAGGUAUCAUAGCUUAGCGCCCAUGUAUUAUAGAGGAGCAGCAGCCGCGAUAAUUGUGUAUGAUAUAUCAAGAAUGGAUUCAUUUGAGAAGGCUAAGAAAUGGGUUCAAGAGCUUCAGAAACAAGGUAAUCCUGACAUGGUGACUGCUCUUGCUGGGAAUAAAUGUGAUUUGGAGGAGAAAAGGGAGGUCCCAACGGAGGAAGCCAAGGCAUAUGCUGAGGAGAAUGGUCUUUUCUUCAUGGAAACCUCUGCUAAAACUGCCAUCAAUGUGAAUGACAUAUUCUAUGAAAUAGCAAGAAGAUUACCUCGGGCUCAACCAGCGCAACAGCCAGCAGGAAUGGUUCUUUCAGAUAGACCAGCUGAAAGAUCGACCACUUCAGCUUGUUGUUCUUAGGUUGCCUGUCGUUUGUUGAUAAGUGAAGUUAAUUAAAUCCCUGGAUGUGCAACGAGGAGUCGUCAUGAAGUUCAAGAUUUUAAAACAAAAAACAAAAAAAAAACAAUGUGCUACUGGAUUAUCCUGUUUCAUAUCCCCUCUCUGCAAGUUUGUAGACCCUGUAAAUUUGCAUUAUUAUGUUCUUUGUUGAUCUCAGCUUGAUUAUGAUACUUGUAUAGUUAAUGUGCUCGGUUA
Messenger RNA from Zingiber officinale, 990 nucleotides. Its product is annotated as ras-related protein RHN1-like. NCBI's taxonomy places the organism in Eukaryota, Viridiplantae, Streptophyta, Magnoliopsida, Zingiberales, Zingiberaceae. Bases 154 to 756 code for a protein of 200 amino acids. The transcript has 8 exons. Gene Ontology annotation, molecular function: GTPase activity; GTP binding. The record is from RefSeq and is a predicted model, not a curated record.